GCAGCCUUUUUAUAUACUUUGUACCAUUUCGGCUUGCUAUGUUUCGUAAUUAAAGGUUCAAAUGGUUGGAACGAACAUAAUGGACUGUAUUAUUCCUUUCACUUAACAAAAAGGUUUAUUAUAUCAGUUAUUGGAACCAAGGUGUGUAACCGGGAACGGUCCGUUGAGAAUGAGAUGACUCGCGUAAGAUGGGCUUAAUUUGGGCCUAAGCUCAAAAAAUUUACGCCAAAAUCGACCCGUUUGGAUAUCGCCAAACCGCCAUAGUUUACUCCAGCUGAAUAGAGGAGGAGGAGUCGGCGGAGAAUUGCACCGAGAAAGACGAAAAUGGUAGGCGGAAUCGGCGGUUCAAGAGGAGGAGGAGGAGGAAGAGCGUCAGCGGAUCUUCACUCCGCGGCACGAUCCGGUGAUUUAGCGGCAGUUCAAUCUAUAAUCAGCUCUAAUCCGUUAGCUGUUAAUUCUAGGGAUAAGCAUUCUCGGACUCCACUACACUUAGCAGCAUGGGCAGGCCAUAAUGAGGUUGUGAGCUACUUAUGCAAGAACAAAGCCGAUGUUGGUGCUGCAGCAGUAGACGACAUGGGUGCAAUUCACUUUGCUUCCCAAAAGGGGCAUUUGGAAGUUGUGAGAACUCUAUUAUCCCUUGGGGCUUCUGUGAAAUCUAUCACCCGCAAGGGACUUUCACCUCUUCACUAUGCUGCUCAAGGUUCUCAUUUUGAACUCGUCAAGUAUUUAGUUAAGAAAGGAGCAAAUGUCAGAGCCACUACAAAGGCCGGGAAGAAUCCAGCAGAUGUUGCUGGUAAUGCAGAGACCCAAAACUUCCUCGAAGAAUGUGAAGAGCAGGCGAGGAAAGCUAAGGCAAACAAUGAGAAAAAGACAGAAGAAGUGAAACCUGAGAGUUGUAGCAAUGAAGGAGAUACCAAGGAUCUGAAAAGAAAGGAUUCUGAGGAUGGGAACGAGGAGGGGAAAGAAGAAGCUUCUCAGGUAGCUAAAAAGCCAAAAGUUACUCUUCCUCAUCUUCAGGAGACUGAUGACACAGAAGCUGAUCAAGAAGAAGAUACUGAGGAGGCAAAUAAUGUAACUUGUUCUAAUCCAUCAGAAGUAUCUACUUAACUAGAGUUGUAAGAUCCAUUAUACGAGAUAACUUUUGUUUGCUCGUAAAAGUCUGUAAAAGAAUCCAUCAGUUUCCAUUUUAGAAUUGGUAAAACAGAUUGUGUUUUUAGGCUGUUCAA
Molecule: messenger RNA, 1226 nt
Organism: Camelina sativa (false flax)
Lineage: Eukaryota; Viridiplantae; Streptophyta; Magnoliopsida; Brassicales; Brassicaceae
Biological process (GO): protein K6-linked ubiquitination
Cellular component (GO): BRCA1-A complex; BRCA1-BARD1 complex
Molecular function (GO): ubiquitin-protein transferase activity; protein binding
Source: RefSeq, a predicted model, not a curated record